GGUCGUAGAGUAGAUGUCAGCACGUGCUGCGAACUUCUCUAACCCGCGGGUCAUCCGGAGCGGAAUCGGAAGAGUGCAGAGUCCUUGUCGAGAGCCACGAGUCGGAGUGUUCAGAGAGUUCGAUAGGUCCUCGUAGUUUGUUUGGAUCAUCGUGAGAAAUGGCGUCUUUGGCGGGUGUCCGGCUGCUGGCGAGGAACGCCGGCUGCCUCAGGAGUUCGUUCAGCCGGCUACGUUACGCGGGCGGUGCGCUCGCUCAGAUGCGAUCCGAGCAGAGGCUGCUGCAUCGCGCCACGCUCGUCGUACCGCAGGGCUUAAGGGACACACGCAUCAAGCAGGUGCGCCAGUACAGUCAUAAAGAUCCGCUAACCCUUGACAUUAUCAAACAGCGGGUGCUCUUGGUUCUGAAACUUUAUGACAAAAUUGAGAGCUCAAAGUUGACCUUGGAAUCGCAUUUUAUGGAUGAUCUGGGUCUGGAUUCCCUGGACCACGUAGAGAUAAUAAUGGCGAUGGAGGAUGAGUUUGGCUUCGAGAUUCCAGAUAUGGACGCGGAAAGGCUACUAAAACCCAAGGAUAUAGUGCGCUAUGUCGCGGACAAGGAGGAUGUGUACGAAUAACACCCCUUGUAUUAUUUAUGCCUCACGCGUUUUAGUCAACAUCUGCCGUUGUUUCGACCGGAAAUAACGGAUCACAGCGUUUUACUUUGCUGUCGCCAUUGUUUUUUUUCUGUAUAUAGAUCACUCAUCACUAUGUGAAUAAAAAGUGCGAAUUGUUACGUCGAAA
Messenger RNA from Monomorium pharaonis (pharaoh ant), 780 nucleotides. It is a transcript of the gene ND-ACP, whose product is annotated as acyl carrier protein, mitochondrial. Gene Ontology annotation, biological process: fatty acid biosynthetic process. The transcript has 3 exons. Gene Ontology annotation, molecular function: acyl binding; acyl carrier activity. Lineage: Eukaryota; Metazoa; Arthropoda; Insecta; Hymenoptera; Formicidae. Gene Ontology annotation, cellular component: mitochondrion. Bases 159 to 614 code for a protein of 151 amino acids. The record is from RefSeq and is a predicted model, not a curated record.